UAAAAAACAUCUUUUACCAUUAAAAAAGCUAUAAUCCUCUUCAGAAAUGCAGAGAGAUACAUAUAAACCUUCUAUAUUAGCAGAUCAGCCUAUUGGAACUGCACAGUUUGCUGCACGUUCUGUUCAAAUGUCAUAUCUAUGUGCAGAUUGUGGAGCAAUCAAUCAUAUCCAAGCAAGAGAAAUCAUUCGGUGUCGUGAAUGUGGUCACCGUGUGAUGUAUAAGCAAAGAACAAAAAGAAUGAUUCAGUUUGAAGCAAGGUAGUGAUUGCUGUAUUUUUUUUUUAAGAAAAUAUCAUGUAUAUAUCUA
Molecule: messenger RNA, 307 nt
Organism: Pneumocystis carinii B80
Lineage: Eukaryota; Fungi; Ascomycota; Pneumocystomycetes; Pneumocystales; Pneumocystaceae
Product: DNA-directed RNA polymerase I, II, and III subunit RPABC4
Exons: 3
Coding region: 47-262 (71 amino acids)
Biological process (GO): DNA-templated transcription
Cellular component (GO): RNA polymerase II, core complex; RNA polymerase I complex; RNA polymerase III complex
Molecular function (GO): zinc ion binding; DNA-directed RNA polymerase activity; DNA binding
Source: RefSeq, a predicted model, not a curated record